GUUUUAGAUAGCGAGUCGUUCCCGCGCAUUUCUUGACAUCGCACGUGUCAACAUGAAACUUGUCAUUUUAUUGUCUGUUUUUCUUUUUCUAUCUGUAAUUGCUGCUCCACAGUCUAAAUUGGAAUUUGGAAAUAAUGAUAGCCGACAAGUUCUUGAAGAGGUGGUCGUGGAGUCUGUUCUUCACGUGAAGAGUCCUUCAGGGCGACAAGCAAGAACAAACACGAGAACUAACUUGCAUGAUGGCGCCCGUAUUUCUGAAACAAAACCAAAUUUAAAUUAAUGGACAUAAAGCUUAUGUUUAGCUAAAAUAAAAUUAAUUGUAAAUUAAUUAAAAUAAACAAAUUUUGCGAAAAUUGUUUAAAAUAUAUCAAUAGAAGUUUAUGUAAAAAUAGUUUAUUUUUUUUCAAUU
Messenger RNA from Pieris brassicae (large cabbage white), 409 nucleotides. RefSeq lists its product as uncharacterized. The record is from RefSeq and is a predicted model, not a curated record. The transcript is spliced from 2 exons. NCBI's taxonomy places the organism in Eukaryota, Metazoa, Arthropoda, Insecta, Lepidoptera, Pieridae. Bases 53 to 280 code for a protein of 75 amino acids.